CUUUACAUAACUGCAAGAUUUUCAACAAAGUUCUUUAUUGGCCUACGCCCUUCAAAGCCCUCCAACCACAGCAUCUCUGCUUGUAAAGGCGGUAUUUCCCGUCAGUCAACCGUUGAGAGUUAACAAUAUGCUUUGCGGCGCAUUAAAAUCAAUGGAAAAUGUAAAUGGCCGAAAUGCGUCGGGAUGUAGUGCCUUAAAAUUUUUCAGGGUUUUUGCUUCACAAGGUUUCUGAAUAGUUUUCAAGGUUUCUUAAAAACAAGACAACAUAGUUUUCGAUUUGGCGCAUGUUGAAUAAACUUAUUAAGACAGAAUAGAGUGAAUGGCUUUGUUUAUUAAAGAAUACCAGCAUUAAUAAAACCUCGAAAACAAAUCUGUGGUAAGUGACGCAAAAGAAGGUCAACAAUUGCGGUCAUUGUUACAAAAUGUUUUUCUUGCAACAAAAUCAAAAAUAUUACAACAAGAAUGAUGUUAAGAUAAACUCUCUGAUCCUGUCUUGUCAUGGCUGUCGAUUCUUCAUCUAGCUGUUUGGCCGAAAAUUGCAUACGAAAAAGUACCAAGCCCCAUGAAAAUGUUGCACAAGGAGAAAACUUGAAACGCUCGCUUGGAUUUAAACACUUGUUCUUCUAUGUAGUUGGAGCUUUAGUUGGAUCUGGGAUAUUCAUCUCGCCGCACAUGGUCGCCCAACAGACAAAUAGCAUGGAAGUGGCAUUGAUCGUUUGGGUAGGGUCAGGCAUUGCCUGUGUUCUAGGUGCCUUGUGCUUUUGCGAAUUAGCAAAUUUUUAUGGGAAAACAGGAGGAAUGUACCUCUUCAUUAAAUAUGUUUAUGGGGAUAUCGGUGGCUUUCUUACAGUAUGGACACAAAUUUUCAUCAUUAGUCCUGCUGGUAUUGCAAUUAUGGCAGCUACGAUCGGACAGCAAGUGGCUAGCUUUUUCUAUGAAACAAAAACCCUCGAAGAAGAAUUGAUUGUUAGAGCAGUUGCCAUUUUAUGUGUGGUAGUGAGUUUCAUUUGUAGCUGUAAUAGCACGAACUUCGCAGCAAAGGCCCAAAUAGUCUUCACAGCUGUUCAGAUAAUCAUAAUCUUACUGACCCUCGUGCUUGGGGUAUGGAAUGCAUCUAAUGGCGACGCCAAACUGUACAGUCAAGGAUUUAAAUCAGCAAGGCCAUUUGAUUUUGAAACUCUAAACUUGGCACUUUACAGUGGCCUCUGGGCUUAUGAUGGCUGGGGGUUCAUUUGCAAUCUUGUCGAAGAGACACAAAAUCCUGAGAGAAACCUCUGGCUUUCCAGUUUGACGGGAAUCUUGUUUGUUACGUUCUGUUACGUAGCUAUAAACCUCUCUUUUAUGACGAAAUUGUCCUUUCUGGAAAUAGGAAAGUUCCAGUCACCAUUUUCGGCGUUCAUUAGCCGAAGCCUUGGUAACGAUUUUGUAUUUAUUGUUCCAAUCCUAAUUUCUUUGGCGUGUUUUGGAACGAUGAACGCUUGGCUUUUCACGUCGGCGAGGUCAUUGCUAUCUGCAUCACGCGAGGGACAGUUUCCAACACUUUUCUCCUUUAUUCAUCAAGAGAAAAGAAUUCCUAUAUUAGCGCUGCUGAAAAUAUCUGUUUUAACAACAGUGUGGAUUUUAGUAGCAGGCAGUAGAGUUGAAAUACUUUUGACAUACUUUUCGUUUGCGAUCUGGCUGAUCUAUGGCAUGGCACUAUUUAGCGUAUUGGUUCUUCGCUACGAAUGUCCAAACGCUGAGAGGCCUUACAAAGUAUUCAUAGCUUUUCCUCUAAUUAUGAGUAUCGUUUCCAGUUAUUUGAUGAUUGCAUCCUUCAUCAAAAUGCCAUUGCAAAGUGGCAUUUGCCUUAUAAUUCUUUUAUCGUCAAUACCAUGUCACUUUAUUUUUAUAAAAAAUAGCCACCAGCUACCGGAACGCUGGAAGAAGUUAACAGAGAGGUUUUAUCAAAAAAUUUCAAAUCAUUUUGGAUUGGUUCCUUGUAUCCUGAAGGAAGAAGAAGACAGCGACAAAAUCUUGCCAAAAGGCGAAAACAAUACUAUGUCAGAUUGAAUUCAAUGAAGUUUUGUGGUGCAUUUAAAUUUCUACUCAGGGUAUCAGAGUCGCAAAAAUUUAACGGCAGCAAAACAAUAACGAGAGCUGCGGAGGCGAAAGAGAGAGAAAAAGGAAGGAGAGAGAAGGCUCCUUCGCAGCUCUCAUUAUUUUUUGUUGCCGUUAAAUUUUUGUGGCUCUGGUACCCAGGGUAUUAAAUUUCAUUUGAUGAAAUAGAAUAACGACUUUGUGCAAGUAUAUAAUUUCCAGUUCGUCUUACGACGUGGAACGUAAGACGAGAUGGAAAUAUGAAGGGGGUGGGAAGCGUAUAGAUAAGAUAAAGUGAAAAUAAAUAAUAGCUGGAUUAGGAAAGAGACGAAAAUUGUUUAUUAAGACCAUUAGGAAUAAGAGUACCAAGAUUAAAAGUAAUAAGUUUUUCGAGGGUUUUGCAUUUAGUGUUGUUACGAGGUGGUUAGCAAAGUCCAGUGAUUUUCAUGUUGGCUGGUGUAUGGCCAUCUCUGUUGAAAUGAAUUGAGACUGUUGCAUCUGGGUCCUCUCUUCUUGUUCUUGAAGGGGUGUUUUCUUCUCUACAUCGCAGAGAUGCUCACCAAAACGGGUAUUUAUCUGACGGGACGCCUCCCCAAUGUAGUCUUACGGUCUACGUCGUAUUCCUACUUUGUUCCAUAUAGUUUAUCUUUCGAUUCUACUGUGCUAUUCUUUUCUUUGCCGGAUGAAAAGUUAAGCUUUUUUUUAUCCACUUUAUUCAAUGUUGGUUUGCAAAAUGAUAGCUUAUAAACAGCUAAAUAGCACCAACUUGUAACAAUAACAAAUAUAACAAAUAAAAGUAUCCAAUAUUAGAAAGAUAUGGUGUGCAUAGUCUACACGGGCAAGUAAGAUCCGUUUGUUUAAUUUUAGCUUUUAAUUCUUUAAAAUUUUUUGUCGAUCGAAUGUCUAGUGGUAUAGAAAUCCACAAUUCAUUACAUCUAUAGGAUAUUGUAUCUAGCCCAUAAGUAACAGUGUUCGGCUUUUUUGUAUAAAUGAUUGAUUUCGUAAAUUACCGUCUACUCUCGAUAAGUGGAACCUCCACGGGACCGAAAAAGAUGGCUCCAUUUAUCGAAUGUUCCACUUGUCCGAAUUACUCGAUAAGUGGAACCUCCAUGAAACCCAAAAAAAGUUCCACUUGUCGAACUUCUUCCUUGUCUGAUUUCUCUGGAGAACGGGGCAUUUACGAAUAAUGAAAAACUGGAGGAAAGGAACAAAAGAAAAGGCUUUAUAAGUAUUUAUGUUCCAUAUGAUGAUAUUUUUAAAGCAAUGUAGUUAUGCAAAAUAAUCUUUUAUACACGCUUGUUUUAGAGUUUGUGAAAGUUUCUUUUCAAUUAAUUUGGAAAUUUCCAUGGUA
Molecule: messenger RNA, 3427 nt
Organism: Rhopilema esculentum
Lineage: Eukaryota; Metazoa; Cnidaria; Scyphozoa; Rhizostomeae; Rhizostomatidae
Source: RefSeq, a predicted model, not a curated record